AUGUGCAAACUGUUUACAGCGCUGCUCUUUUGCGCAGUGUUGCUGGAAGCGGCUGAAUGCGCGAGAAGAAUCAGACCGCUGAAAGGAUUGGCGGCGAGAAAGAAGCAAAUCAGAUCUGAUGGAGAAACAUUUGUGGUGCUGGUUGCUGGCUCCAAUGGUUGGUACAACUACCGUCAUCAAGCCGAUGUUGCUCACGCGUACCACACGCUUAAAAAUCACGGAAUUCCCGAUGAAAACAUGAUUGUGAUGAUGUACGAUGACGUGGCAAAUCACAAAAUGAAUCCCUACAAGGGAAAAUUGUUCAAUAAGCCACAUGGAAAAGACUUGUACAAAGGAUUGAAAAUCGACUAUCGAGGAGAUUCGGUGACACCCGACAACUUUUUGAACGUUAUCAAGGGAAACAGCAGUGGAAUUCGAGGUGGAAAUGGAAGAGUAUUGAACACAAAUGAGGAUGACAGAAUAUUCAUUUAUUUCACUGAUCAUGGAGCAGUCGGCCUCAUCUCAUUCCCUGAUGAAAUGCUUACUGUCAAACAGCUCAACGAAGCCCUCACCUGGAUGCACAAAAACAACCGGUUCUCGCAAUUGGUCUUCUAUCUCGAAGCUUGCGAAUCCGGAAGCAUGUUCGAGAAAGUUCUGAAGGAUGAUUUGAAUAUUUACGCUAUUACUGCCGCAAAUGGUCAUGAAUCAUCAUGGGGAACAUUCUGCGAAAACGACAUGAAUCUUCCAUGCCUCGGAGAUUUAUUCAGUGUGAAUUGGAUGUCUGACAGCGACGUCGAAGACCUGUCGACAGAAACACUUCAGUAUCAAUAUGAUCUGGUCAAGAAAGAAACCAAUUUGUCGCACGUCAUGCAGUUCGGCGAUCUUGACAUUGCACAGGAGGCUGUUGGACUAUUCCAAGGAGAAAGCGACGGAAACCAAUAUUACACGGAAAAUACGUUUUCUGCUAAGGAAUCCAUCAACUGGCCGUCAAGAGAUAUCGAGUUGAAUCAUUUGAUCUCGAUGCAGCUCAGAUCAAAUAACGCGUUGGAGAAGGUCAACCUUCACAAAAGAAUCCGCAUGAUCCGCGAAUCUCGACAUUCGAUCAAAAAGAGCAUCCACAUGAUUGUGGAGAAGUUGUUCGAAUUCGAAUCUGACGAUUUGAUCGAGCGCAUGUUUAUGAACAAACGACCAGUGUUGGAUGUUGAUUGCCAUCAUGACGUCGUCAAUUUGUUCAAGAAAUAUUGCAUCGACUUUACUAAGCACGAGUAUGCGUUGAAAUAUGUUAAUGUUCUCAACAACAUGUGCAUCGAGCUCGGCGGCAAAGAGCUCCUCAAGAGGUUACCCGACAUCUGUCUCGACGUGAACAUUUCAGUCGAACUUCGGCAACACCGUCACGCAAUCUCCUUUUUCUGA
Caenorhabditis bovis is the source of this 1392-nucleotide messenger RNA. Lineage: Eukaryota; Metazoa; Nematoda; Chromadorea; Rhabditida; Rhabditidae. The record is from the annotation of a GenBank genome assembly.